AUGCAGAAAUUUUCUCCUCUGUUAUCGAAAAGUGGCAUGAUGAAACAUGGAAGUCGAGAGGAGCCCGUGCAGGUUAUUAAGGAAAUGAAGGAAAAUUUAAUGAGCGCAGCUCGCAAUUUCCCAAAUGAUGAUG
Molecule: messenger RNA, 133 nt
Organism: Acaulospora colombiana
Lineage: Eukaryota; Fungi; Glomeromycota; Glomeromycetes; Diversisporales; Acaulosporaceae
Source: the annotation of a GenBank genome assembly